Molecule: messenger RNA, 1829 nt
Organism: Ananas comosus (pineapple)
Lineage: Eukaryota; Viridiplantae; Streptophyta; Magnoliopsida; Poales; Bromeliaceae
Product: putative glucuronosyltransferase PGSIP8
Exons: 5
Molecular function (GO): glycosyltransferase activity
Source: RefSeq, a predicted model, not a curated record
CCACCUCCUCUCUCUAUCUCUUCGCGGAGUGUCGAUCUCGGGAAUGCGUUGGGAAACGCCGCGAUUUCGCAGCGUCUCCUGAUUCGACGGAGAGAUGGGUUCGAUCGGAGGCUCUCGCGGCGAGCGCCGCCGCCGCCGCCGCGCAGCGGCGGCGCUGUGGCUGAUCGCGGCGGCGGCGCGGCGGGGCGGAAGGGGGCAAGGGGGGAGGAGGGGGGAGCGAAGCGGAACGCGUACGCGGCGAUGAUGUACAUGGGGACGCCGCGGGACUACGAGUUCUACGUGGCGACGCGGGUGAUGAUGCGCGCGCUCGCGGGGCUCGCCGUCGACGCCGAUCGCGUCGUCAUCGCCUCCCUCGACGUCCCCCACCCUUGGGUCCGAACCCUGAAAGAGGAGGACGGGGUGAAGGUGGUUUCGGUCGAGAACUUGAAGAACCCUUAUGAGAACCAGGGCAACUUCAACACGAGGUUCAAGCUGACGAUGAACAAGCUUUAUGCUUGGAGCCUGGUCGAAUACGACCGCGUUGUUAUGCUCGACUCCGACAACCUCUUCGUCCAGAAGACCGACGAACUAUUCCAGUGUGGCCAGUUCUGCGCCGUGUUUAUCAACCCCUGCAUCUUCCACACCGGCCUCUUUGUCCUUCAGCCUUCGAAGGAAGUGUUCGAUAGCAUGCUUCACGAGCUAGAGACCGGACGAGACAACCCUGACGGUGCAGAUCAAGGCUUUCUAGUUAGCUACUUCCCGGAUUUGCUCGAUCGGCCGAUGUUUCAUCCACCCGCGAACGGUACGAAGCUCAACGGCACUUAUCGCCUUCCUCUCGGGUAUCAGAUGGACGCUUCCUACUUCUAUCUAAAGCUUCGAUGGAACGUUCCCUGCGGGCCAAACAGUGUGAUCACAUUCCCCAGUGCGCCGUGGCUAAAACCAUGGUAUUGGUGGUCUUGGCCCGUUUUACCGUUGGGUCUCUCAUGGCAUGAGCAGCGGCGACAGAAUCUAGGGUAUGCAGCGGAGUUACCGGUGAUCCUAAUCCAAUCCGUGAUUUACAUCGGAAUCAUUGCAGUCACGCGACUAGCACGACCGAGUCUGUCAAAAUUGUGCUACAACCGGCGGCCCGAGAAGAACACCGCCUUUGUACAGGCCAUGUUAAAGGUGGCGGCAAUGUGGUCCAUCCUCGCUGCGUACACCGUCCCCUUCUUCCUCAUCCCCCGCACGGCUCACCCCAUCCUCGGAUGGUCUCUCUACCUCCUCGGUGCAUCUUCUCUCUCGUCCGUCGUGAUCAAUGUAUUCCUCCUCCCUCCACUCACAGUCCUCACUACAUGGCUGGGGAUUGUGGGAGCGCUCUUUGUGAUGGCAUUCCCGUGGUACUCGGACGGCGUUGUUCGGGCGUUGGCAUUGUUUGGUUACUCAUUUUGCAUCGCUCCGCUCGUGUGGGCAUCCUUGGGGAAGGUAAUGGACUCGUUGCAGGUCUCGAUCGAACGCGACGCGUUCUAUCCAAGACUGGGAGAAUCCACACCGACAACUGAAUUUAGCAAGCUGUAUUGAGGUGAUUAUUCGAUUGGCUAGCAAAUUUUUUUUUGUUUUUCACUGAUGAUUCUCUGUGGUUUCAUUUGUUCAUCACCCGUCUGUAGAAUUGCUAGUUAUGAUGAUUGUAUCUGUUGAUGAUAUAUAUAGAACAGGUGGAUUGAAUGGGAAGGUGUGUAUGGGGUGUUGGUGUAUGUGGGAGCCGGGAGGGGUAAAUAUUCAUUGAUGGAUUUAGGUUUUUAGAGGAGCUUGAUGUUUGUUGUAAUCCAUUUAAUUUCUACCCCUUGAAUCUGAGGCUUUGUUUUUUUUUUUUU